UUUCCACAGUUGCCCCUAGGCAGUGCCAAAAACGUCCAGGUGCCCGUGGAUGAAACCAAUCCACACAGACUUUUAGAUCUUCUUCAGCUCAAAGCCGCAAUGUCUGAUCGCGUCGCGCCGCGGGCGCCGCGGUCCGCCCUGGACACCAAGGUCCUCGACAACAGCGCUCAGCUCGGCGUCAACAAACGGGUCUUCUGUAACGGCUUCACCGGCUGCGGGGGCCGGUUUCGACAGAGGAGGCGGCACAAGAGGCCGUUCUGCAACACGAACGGAUGCUACAACAGCGGCAAAAAGAGGGCGUACGAGAUCGAAAGCGAGACGAGAGACGACGCCACGGAGCUGGGCCCCCAGGCGGCGGACGAAGGAUGGACUGGAGAGAAGCUGAAGAAGCUCUUCUGCAACGGUUACGGUGGGUGUCAGAACAUGGGGAAGCGGGCGCGAGUAGGAGAACCGUCGGGUAACCAAGAGGAAGGCCUCCUCCCAUUCCCCAGAGAAGAGAUGAAGAAGCGGUUCUACUCGGCAGGAUAUGAUGAGGACAUGGAUGACCUAGCAAAUAAGAUGGGGAGGUGAACAGGUGAUAAUGUGUUUAUUUUACUUAUUCCCCCUUCAGCCCCCCACCCCCCCAAAUCCCCCUCAUAUUUAUGUCGUAUAAUUUGGAUACUGUUCAUUUCCACUUCUUAUUUUGUCCUGUUGAUUUUUUACUUCUUCUUUUUAGUCCUGUUUGUUUCCCUUUCUCAUUUUGUCCUGUUUAUCUUCCUUUCUUUUUUUGGUCUUAUCUCUCUUUCUUAUUUUGUCCUGUUUAUUUCCCUCUCUUAUUUUAUACUGCUAAUUUCUCCUUAUUAUUUUAUCCUAUUUCCCCUUCUUAUUUUGUCCUGUUAAUAUUUCCUUUUCUGAUUUUGUCCUGUUCAUUUCCCCUUCUUAUUGUGUCCUGUUUAUUUCCUCUUGUUAUUGUGUUCUCAGGGGAUGGCUCUUACAUAUUUAUUUCAAACUAACUGCAUGUCCAAAUAUGAGCAGUACUAUCCGCUCUCGGUCCACUGAUGCUGGUGAGGUGUCCCAGGGAAAUACUGUUGGCGAUCUGUUGUGGACAAUAAGGGUGGGCUUAAAACACUGUCCAUCUAUCGCCGGCCUGGUCUUCCUCUGGCUCUGAACCGGAGUGCCUGCUGCUGUGGCCAUUCUGACCAUAAAGGCCAAAUCAAUUUAUUUCCUUGUAGUUUCAUGUGUGUGUAAAACAAAAAAGAUGUGAUUUGGAUUUUUUUUUUUUAAAAAUUUUUAAAACCGAAAUUAAGAAAAACACAACAACCAACAACAGCAGUUUAUUUAAAGGUCAACUUUAGUAAGGUCACAUGACAGUCUGAGUGCUAAAUGAACAUUUGAAUGAAACAUGUUCCAAUGAAUUUGUACCUGGUGAGUGGAAUCGAAUUUUCUUCGUAUCAUCAGUCUUAUUCUGUAAUCUGGAAAGCCCAGUAGAGAUCGCAGAAGUACGCCGUUCAAAAAUAAGAAAAUUCCGAUCAGUAGAGAGAUUCGUUGAAAGAGAUUCAAUGGAAUUAUUUAUGCAAUAAAAUUCAUCCUGCGAAGGUUCGGGCGUAUGAAGUCACACAGUCAAUCUGUGGUUCAAAUCAUAACAAGCCAGUCGCUGACAGCUGUGACCUGACAAGCCAGUCGCUAAACAGCUGUGAUCUGACAAGCCAAUCGCUAACAGCUGUGACCUGACAAGCCUAUCGCUAACAGCUGUGAUCUGACAAGCCAAUCGCUAACAGCUGUGGUGUAACGAGCUAAUCAAUAACAGCUGUGAUCUAACAAGCCAUUUCAUUAACAGCUGCGUUCUAACAAGCCAAUUAUUAACAGCUGUGAUCCAACAAGCUAAACAAAGAUUAGCGAUAAAGAAAAUAACAAUAACCAACCACUAUUUAUCAUUUAGAAUUAUACAUUAAACAACAAAACCUGUUCACGUUGCGGUAAUUAAAUAUAUGUAUAUAAUUUUUUUCUCCAUUUCUUUGCAGCUGAAUGUUUCCUAUAUCCUGUGUUUUGAUGCCCCUUUUUUAUAAAGUCUGGACGUCUCCAACAGUUCUUAGGGGGUUAGUAGGCACAGGCAGACACAUUGAUGGACGCUCA
Molecule: messenger RNA, 2112 nt
Organism: Lymnaea stagnalis (great pond snail)
Lineage: Eukaryota; Metazoa; Mollusca; Gastropoda; Lymnaeidae
Source: the annotation of a GenBank genome assembly